CAGUCAUCGCACGUAAUAUAAGACUGACUAGGAAUACGUUGCUGCUCCGACCCAUUGACAAUCUUAGGAUCAGCCUCAUUGUCGCUGGGCCUCUCCACAAGAUCUUCGACUGGUAUCCAUCGGUAAUGAUCCAACACCAGAUGCUGCCAUCGUUUCUCGCUUUCGUCCCACUCCGCCAGCUCUCCCCAUGUAUAGUUUUGAAAGACGGGAUUACCGUCCUCGAAACUCUCGGCAGCAUCCGAUCCGAUGAUCCAUGGCGGAAAGGUUCGCAGUGCCCUAACGAUGCAGUUUCCGCACCGUCCCCUAUCGAGAUGCCAACACUCUAAUUCGUCCAGGACUCCGUGAGGUAUAUGCUGGAACUGGAGUCUGAACUGUGUCGUCGACACCCUCGGUUGCCGAGGACAGAGGCGCUCCGGCCUAGUGAUGCCUUGAUAACGAGCUGAACCUUGGCCGUCCAUGUGUAGCAUAAUUCGUAGGACGCGCUCUCGCCGUACGCAUGGUUCCGGACGUUUGAGUCCCAUUGGGCAAGGACUCCAAUCUUGAUAUCGCACUCCGUGAGCGUCCACGCCGAUGCGCGGUCUCGGUCGUACGAACUCGGUUUGGUCGAUCCACAUUUGUUGUUUUGCCGUCGGUCGGCACGUACAGCACGAUGCGUUCCCCUCAGGCAAAGCGUCGACGACCGCGUCGAACAAGGAACGCAGGUCUUCACUCGAGAAGCGUUUACUGGGUUUCCCGCCGUCACUUGAUCUCCGUCCAAGCGCAACGAUCAUGGCCUUCACAUCAGGCGCCUGUUCCACGUUCGCAUCCUCGCCCUGCGACGUAUGUUUGCCCGUAUGGGAAGGCUUGGAUUGAGCGACAUCGUUCCCGUGAAUGCCAUUCGCCGGAGUCUCCGCACGGCGCACUUCGGACAUGAUGUCCUUCAGCAUGUCCUUGACGCUCGUCGUAGCGCGAGUCAUCGCUUCCUCCGUCUCUGUAACAAUCCUACGGACCGCAUCCGCUCCGUCCCGCAUCUUUACGAGCUUGCCCAACGCGCGUGCACCGACCCUGGUCCGUCUUGACCGGGGGUGAAGGUCUUCCCCUCGACGCCGUUUUGAACGUGUUUCCUCAAUCAUAGGAGGAGGCCGUUUACGGGGACGAAGGGAACGAGUUGGGGGAUCGACCCCUGGAAUUGCGUGGUUCGACGCCUGUAUCCGUGGUGAAGCGGAGGGUUUGAACGUGCUGGCUGGGAGGGAUGUCUUAGAUGACGA
Molecule: messenger RNA, 1247 nt
Organism: Punctularia strigosozonata HHB-11173 SS5
Lineage: Eukaryota; Fungi; Basidiomycota; Agaricomycetes; Corticiales; Punctulariaceae
Exons: 2
Coding region: 834-1058 (74 amino acids)
Source: RefSeq, a predicted model, not a curated record